Pogona vitticeps (central bearded dragon) is the source of this 3050-nucleotide messenger RNA. It is a transcript of the gene ELF2, whose product is annotated as E74 like ETS transcription factor 2. NCBI's taxonomy places the organism in Eukaryota, Metazoa, Chordata, Lepidosauria, Squamata, Agamidae. Gene Ontology annotation, biological process: regulation of transcription by RNA polymerase II; cell differentiation. Gene Ontology annotation, cellular component: nucleus. Gene Ontology annotation, molecular function: DNA-binding transcription factor activity, RNA polymerase II-specific; sequence-specific DNA binding. The record is from RefSeq and is a predicted model, not a curated record.
CGAGCGACGACGUGACGCUUCCCUUUGACACAUAAACAAGAACUUCUGUUCCCAGUACAAUAUUAGAGAAGUUGAAUUUUGGGAAUAUUCUACUGUAUUUCAAGCUUUUGGUUGCUGAGAAGAUCUACAAACUUUGCUGUCAGCCUUGUAAGCCUUCCAGGGAAUGCACAAUGACAUCAGCAGUAGUUGACAGUGGCGGUUCAGGUCUGGAGUUUGACAGCAAUGGAGGAGAAAUUCAAGGCAAGGAGAAUGAGCCAGUCUCUGAAUAUCCAGCAGUGAUUGUAGAGCCAGUACCAAGUGCCAGGAUAGAACAAGGAUAUGCUGCACAGAUCUUUGUUUAUGAUGAUGAAACUUACCUGCUACAAGAUGUUGCAGAAGAACAAGAAGUUGAGACGGAAACUGUGAAACCAGUGGAAGCAUCUGUUCAUGGCAGCAAUGUGCACUGUUCAGAUAAGACAAUUGAAGCAGCAGAAGCCUUGCUUCAUAUGGAAUCUCCAACCUGCUUAAGAGAUGCAAGGACACCUGUGGAAGUUUUUGUCCCACCAUGUGUGUCAACUCCAGAAUUCAUCCAUGCUGCAAUGAGGCCAGAUGUGAUUACAGAAACAGUAGUGGAGGUGUCAACUGAGGAAUCUGAACCAAUGGAUACCUCCCCUGUACCAGCUUCUCCAGAAAUCCAUGAACCAAUGAAAAAAAAGAAAGCUGGGCGUAAGCCAAAAACUCAAGUGCCACCAGCCAUUUCCAGUGCAGCUCCAGACCUGGGUAUAAAGAAGAAGCCAAGAGAAGGCAAAGGAAACACAACCUACUUGUGGGAAUUCCUUCUAGAUCUACUUCAGGACAAAAAUACUUGUCCCCGAUAUAUCAAGUGGACUCAGCGGGAGAAGGGUAUCUUUAAACUUGUGGAUUCAAAAGCUGUUUCCAAACUAUGGGGAAAGCACAAGAACAAGCCUGACAUGAACUAUGAAACAAUGGGAAGGGCUCUGAGAUACUACUAUCAAAGAGGAAUUUUGGCAAAAGUUGAAGGACAAAGGCUUGUGUAUCAGUUUAAGGAAAUGCCUAAAAACAUAGUGGUUAUUGAUGACAAAAGUGAAUGUAGUAGUGAAGAUUUAUCAAUCCCCACGGACGAGAAAUCAUUGGAACGAGUGUCAUUAUCUGCAGAAAACCUCUUGAAAGCAGCAACCUCGGCUCGUGCUGGAAAAAAUGCAUCUCAGUUGAACUGUGCAAGAGCAGAGAAGCCCGUUACCAGAGUGGUGAAUAUCUCCUCAUCUGGGCAUGAAGUCUCAUCAUGUUCUCCCACCACUACCACUGUCCCUGCAACAACUGCUCCCAGGACUGUGCGUGUGGCUAUGCAAGUGCCUGUUGUGAUGACGUCUCUUGGACAGAAAAUAUCAACAGUUGCAGUGCAGUCCGUAAAUACAGGGUCACCCUUGAUUACCAGCACAAGCCCAACAACAGCAGCAACCCCAAAGGUAGUAAUCCAGACAAUCCCUACCGUGAUGCCAGCAUCUGCUGAAAAUGGAGAGAAAAUCACAAUGCAGCCUACAAAAAUAAUCACCAUCCCUGCCACGCAAUUGGCACAGUGCCAGUUGCAAACAAAAACUGGCUUGCCUGGGACAGGAAGCAUCAACAUAGUUGGAACACCCCUGGCUGUGAGAGCACUUACUCCAGUAUCUAUAGCUCAUGGGACACCUGUGAUGAGACUGUCUAUGCCUGCCCAGCAGGCAGGUAGCCAUACCCCUCCCAGAGUUAUCAGCGCGGUCAUAAAAGGUCCAGAAGUAAAAUCCGAAGCAGUGGCUUUAAAGCAGGAACGGGAGGUUAAGACACUACAACUUGUGCAAGAAGAGAAGCCAGCAGAUGGAACGAAGACAGUAACCCAUGUGGUUGUUGUCAGUACACCCUCAGCCAUUGCCCUCCCAGUCACAGUAAAAACGGAGGGAAUAGUGACAUGCGAGAAAUGAAGAAAAGGCAGCUAUGAACUAUUAAUUAUACAGACCAAUGUGGAAUUAAGCAAACUGACAUGUUUAGAGAUGCAGGGAAAUGGACACAAUCAAGAAAUUCAACAAAAGCUGAGAUUUUAAAAAUUGUUAAUAGUUAGACAUAUAUUAGAAACUUACUGGAAAUGAAAUACUAUCUCAUGUUUUCGUGGGAAUUGAACCACAUCCGCACACUGACACAUUUGCCUCUUGCCAAUUGGGAAAUGACUAAGCAGAUGAAGAAGAAAAAUUCCAGGGACUUGAAGGUGGGGCUGAAGAGGGUCACUGCCUUCUCAAGUUACACUAAGACAUGGAACACUAAGCUGGAUCUGUGAGGGGUUCUCAGUUUUAUGUGUAUUUGUGGGUAGGAAGAGGCUCACUGUUACAAAAGAUAAAUACGAUGCAUUUUUAUUGUGAAUACCAGCAAUUACUACUGUGUACCCACAGUAUUCAACUGGUGCUACGUGAAAAACUCUGCUACUUGGUAUUCUAGAAUGUGAAUUAAAAGGAGAGGGGUCAAAGAGCUUCUAAACGAAGGUGAAGAGCUAGAGGGAUUUUUGUAUCAUACAGCUUGAGCAGAUUUUAAAAUGAAAGCCUUAGACUGAUUUUCAGUUAUCUUUCUUGAAAUAAGCUAAUGGCUUGUUUGUGUAAAGCAUUUUUUUUAUUAAGACAGUUUUUUAAAAAUCUUAUACCUAGCUCAGUAUUGUUAUAGAAUUACAUGUAACAUAUUUUGUAUGGUAGUCAAGUCUGUUGGUUUCUUAAUUGUGGGCAAAGUGGCCAGAGUGUUUGUUUUGGCCUUUUGCUGCACCAGGCUUGGGUCACCCACAUUGCCUCGACAUCUGUGCAUAUGUUUCAGUUUCAGCUUCUACUCUGUCACUCGAAAGGUCACGCUUGGCAUGAACUCUUGUCAGGUAGUUUUAAAGCCUGUACAUUUUUAGUUGAAGUUAGAGGGAAGUAACAGUGUUCAAAAUGAACUAUAAUAGUUUGUAUAUUCAACAUUUAAAGUAUAUUCUAUUUUGUUGUACUCUUGUUUCAAAGUGUAUUCAAGUAGGUUUUACUGAAAUACAGACAUGAACUUUA